AUGACUGGCACCGAGCAACAGAAGGAGGGCGAGAAGCAAUUCUCCAUCCAACCCAUCAAAGAUGAGGCCAAGGACAAGGUCUCUGCUUUCAACGCUCACCCCGGACCCGCCGUGCCCAAGGAUAUGCCCCAAGAAGAGGGCACCAAGGAGGAGCGCAAGGCCAAGAUGGAGGCUCUGAACAAGAAAUAA
This is a messenger RNA of Fusarium redolens, 189 nucleotides long. RefSeq lists its product as uncharacterized. The record is from RefSeq and is a predicted model, not a curated record. Lineage: Eukaryota; Fungi; Ascomycota; Sordariomycetes; Hypocreales; Nectriaceae. Bases 1 to 189 code for a protein of 62 amino acids. The transcript is spliced from 2 exons.